Ipomoea triloba (trilobed morning glory) is the source of this 2856-nucleotide messenger RNA. RefSeq lists its product as uncharacterized. The record is from RefSeq and is a predicted model, not a curated record. The transcript is spliced from 4 exons. NCBI's taxonomy places the organism in Eukaryota, Viridiplantae, Streptophyta, Magnoliopsida, Solanales, Convolvulaceae. Bases 1 to 2856 code for a protein of 951 amino acids. Gene Ontology annotation, molecular function: nucleic acid binding; RNA-DNA hybrid ribonuclease activity.
AUGUUUUCAUCUCAGCGUUGCGCUGAUUUUGCCGAGUGGAUAACCAAUAAAGGUCUCAUUGAUAUGGGUUUUACUGGACCCAAGCUUACUUGGUCGAGAGGCAACACUACUGGUUCGGCUAAAGGGGCCAGGAAGAACUGCUUUGGUACCAACGAUCUCGGGAAGAAUGGAUUACGUCGGGAGACAGGAACUCAGCCUAUUAUCAUGCGGCCACAACCAUUCGACGAGCCCGUAAUACGAUUCAAAGCCUAUGAGAUGACGAUGACGCUUGAGGGGAGUGGAGGUUUCCCGACACUCCUCCAACCACAAUGGGAUGAUUUUAACAAAGCUAUUACUAUUACCGAGGUCCAUAAGGCCCUGACUGAUAUGGCUCCUUUUAAGGCCCCUGGGCCGGAUGGUUUCCACGCCGCUUUUUAUCAGCGCAUGUGGAGUAUUGUUGGGGAGAGUGUGUUCAAGCUUGUCAAGGAAGCGUUUGACUCGGGCUCCUUACCUCCCGGAUUAAACGAUACCCUUCUGGUCCUCAUUCCAAAGGUUAAGUCCCCGGAGACUGUGCGGCAAUUCAAACCGAUCAGUCUUUGCAAUGUAAGUUAUAAAAUCAUAACCAAGACGAUUACUAAUCGCUUGAAAGGCAUUCUACCGAGCUUGGUGGGCCCAUACCAGAGUUCUGUUGUUCAGGGGCAUCAGAUUUCUGAUAAUAUUCUUAUCUACCAAGAAAUUAUGCCCACUAUGCGUUCUAAGAAAGGGCAAACAGGUUUCAUGGCUAUUAAGCUGGAUUUUGAGAAGGCAUAUAACCGUCUAUCUUGGGACUUCAUUCGUUCGACCCUUGCGAAGAUUGGUUUUGGUGAGGCCUGGAUCACACUCAUUAUGCACUGCAUUCAGACUCCUCGUAUGGCACUGAUUUGGAAUGGCGAAAUCAUUCCACAGUUCACUCCGAGUCGGGGAAUCCGCCAAGGGGAUGCCAUGUCUCCGGCUAUAUUCGUUCUUUGCAUGGAGAGGCUUAGCCAGAUGAUAACUCGUAGUGUGUCGGCAGGCUUGUGGAAAGGAAUCAGAUUGUCGUCAUCCAGCCCUCCCCUUUCCCAUCUCUGUUUCGCGGAUGAUCUUGUUCUUUUUUCUGAAGUCUCUUCUGAUCAGGUGGCCGUCAUUCGGGACAAUCUUGAGCGAUACUGUGACGCGUCGGGCGUCAUUCGGGACAAUCUUGAGCGAUACUGUGACGCGUCGGGGCAGAAGAUAAACUAUGCUAAAUCGCAAGUGUAUUUCUCCAAAAAUGUAGCUCCGGCUGUUGCGUCUGAUUUUGCUAACCGUCUGAAUUUGGCAAAAACUGAUAACUUGGGCACCUACUUGGGAGUGCAGUCUGCUCACGGUCGUAUUUUUCGACAGAACUUCGGCAAUCUUCUUGAUCUGCUUAAAGGCCGCAUGGAGGGCUGGAAAGCCAGAAUUUUGUCCUUAGCGGGUAGAGUCACUCUCGCGAAGUCAGUACUAAAUUCUAUCCCGACCUAUGCAAUGCAAACUGCCGUGCUCCCUAUAGGGGUUCGAGACAUGUGGGAGGAAGGGCGUGGGUGGAAAUGGGAGCUCAUCACCGAUUCACUUCCGGACGACAUCAAAUUAAAACUGAGUGGUUUCGUGCCCUCGAGGGAUCCCGAACGCCACGAUGAAGUGGGAUGGGGCCCAGAUCCUACCGGAGAUUUUUCUAUCCAUUCUGCCUACACGUCGCUGCUCCCUUCUAAUGGGACAGGAAAUCAGGAUGACUGGUUAAGGAUUUGGAAACUUAACGUGCCGAACAGGAUUUGUGUGUUUGUCUGGCUUGUUCAACAUGGGAAAAUUUUAACCAAUGUUGAACGCGCAAGACGUCAUAUCACUUCUAAUGCUUCGUGUUCUUUUUGUGUAGGGCAUUCGGAGGAUUGUGAGCAUUUGUUCAGGCGCUGUGGAGAAGCCAAGGCAAUUUGGAGUGCUGCUUAUGGGCCGACGCUGGUGGCUGCCCUUGGACAUCUCGGAUGGAAAGAGUGGUUAACAACCAACUUACGAGGGGAAAAGCGCAUGGGUUUUGCGGAGUGGUGGCCGGAGCGUUUUUCCAUUCGCCUUUGGUGGCUCUGGAAAUGGCGUAAUGAUAAAGUGUUCAACAAUAGAAGCCUGCCUUUUGACCAAAAACUCAGGUGGAUUAAGAGACAAGAAGACGAGAUUAAGUCUGCGUUCGUGAAGGUUGGGGUUCAGGGCCUGUCUGCGAAUCGGUCUGCUGCCAGUCAGGUGUCGUGGACUAAACCAACCAUAGGCUACGUGAAACUAAAUGUCGACGGCAGCUGGUCUGCUCACGAAGUAAAGGCUGGCUGUGGAGGCGUAAUCCGGGAUGCUCACGAAGUAAAGGCUGGCUGUGGAGGCGUAAUCCGGGAUCAUGAUGGCAACUGGCUGGGAGGUUUUGUUGCGAAUAUUGGCAUAUGCUCCGUCGAAGAAGUUGAGGCCUGGGCUGUAUGGCAUGGACUACGCUUCGCGCUAAAUCGAGGUUAUCAAAACUUAAUUGUGGAGAGUGACUCUCGAACAGUGAUCGAGCUUCUGAAUCAUUCUGGAUUUUCGACAGGCGGUCUCACCAACCUUCUUGAGCGGUGUCGCGAGGAAAUGGUGAAUUUUCAAUCCUUGGAUUUAUGUCAUGUGUUUCGCGAACAAAACAGGAUCGCCGACGCCCUUGCGAAACUGGCCCUAGUGAGCCCGAGGAAUUUUACUGAUCUAAGUGAUGCACCGGAUGCGAUUGCAACCAUAAUUUAUGAAGACCGCAUGGGAGUGAGUUCCCUUCGUCGAGUGCCCGUGUCUGGGGCUAUGGUCACCUGGUCUGGUCCGUCUAUCUUGGGUAUCCCCCUCUUUUGUUAA